Boleophthalmus pectinirostris (great blue-spotted mudskipper) is the source of this 2158-nucleotide messenger RNA. RefSeq lists its product as uncharacterized. The record is from RefSeq and is a predicted model, not a curated record. The coding region runs from base 34 to 1083 and encodes 349 amino acids. Gene Ontology annotation, biological process: response to bacterium. The transcript is spliced from 5 exons. Lineage: Eukaryota; Metazoa; Chordata; Actinopteri; Gobiiformes; Gobiidae.
UCAAUAGUUUCCAUUGUGCAUCUGAUUCUCAAGAUGAUCCAACCAUCUACACUUCUGUUCGUCCUAAGUCUUGUGUCGGCCAGUAAAGCUCAGGUGAAACUUCAUGAAACAAACCAUUUCCUCUUAGCUACUGCAGGAGAUAACAUCACCUUAUCCUGCUUCAAUAAAGACAAGUCAGACAAGUCAGGGCUCGAUGCCACGCGUUACUGGUACAAGCAAAGUUUAGGCAGUGAAAUAGAGCGCAUUUCUUCUUUCUCUAAAUAUUACCGGAUUAAAAAUUUACACGGAGAAUUCAACAGAAACCAUCGAUUCACACUGGAUACUGAACAUGACCAGAAUAACCUAAAUAUAAAACAUGUACAAAUGUCUGACUCAGCAGUUUACCUGUGCAUAAGUUGUUUUCUACACGAUCUAGACGUCAUAGAAAGUGUCACUGUGAUUGUGAAGAGUUUGAGCCCAACAGUUAAAGUCCGUCAGUCUCCACAUGAGGAAACAGAACCAGGAAAUAAUGUGACUCUAAACUGUAGUGUCCAGACUGAGAGGUGUGAAGGACAGCACAGGGUUCACUGGUUCAAACAGUCUGAAGAGUCUGCAGCAGGAGUCCUGUACAGUCAUGGAGGAGGUCGUGUGGGUGAUGGGUGCAAGAACAAUGGAAAAAGUCCAACCAACUCCUGUGUGUACAACCUCCCCAUACACAAUGUGAACUCAGAGCAGACUGGGACCUACUACUGCGCUGUGGCCGCCUGUGGACAAGUCCUGUUUGGAGAGGGGACCCAGAUGACAAUAAAAGCGAGAGGAGAUAAUUCAUCCAUAAUCUACAUCCUGAGUGGAGCGUUGGUGUUCUCCUCUGUCCUGGUUCUGUUUCUGGCUUUAACCUUGUGGAGAACGAAGAGGAAAUACUGCAGCUCCUCCACAGAACUCAAAUGGCGAUCUGGAUCAUCUUCAGCUGCUAAUGGUGAGGGUCAGGAGCAGGACGUGGACUCCCUCCAUUACGCUGCUCUGAGAGUCCAGCCUCCGUCCAGAAGACAGAGAGUCACUGCUCACACUGACUGUGUGUACUCUGAUGUUCUCCCACACCACUGAACAUGGACAUGGUUUAAGUGUGCUGGUUUCACACAUACUUACUGUUACGUAGAGAACAGGGAACUUUGCUGCUCCUGUGCACUUGCAUCUGUACAAACAUUUGUCCAAACGGAGCCUUUAAUUAUUAAGACUUAUAACAUGAAAUGCUGAAUUCCAGAAAAUGGAUAUGAGAAUGUAACAAAUCUGUAAAGACAAAAGUUUUGACACAUCUCUCAGUCAUCCUCUAAAAAAUGGUUUGGAAUCUGUUUGUCCUUCUAUGUUCUAUGUCCUUCUAUUCUAGAGUUUUGUAAAUACAACAAUUAUUAUUAUUAUUUUUUUUUUGUUUUCAAUAGAUUUGAUCUAAAUGUGUCGCCCCACUACAGCUUUACUGUUUAAAGAUGCACUGUGUCACUUUUCUGGUGGAGGGUCAGUCAAAUGCUUGUCUCCACAAAGAUGUUAUUGCUUUGUCUGGAAUGUUUCACAGUAUGGCAUUAAAGCUUUCUACCAUCAUGGAGAGCAAAAAAGACCAAGUAACAGGUCAGAUCUGUGGAGAGGUGACCCCGCUCACAGUCAGAAUCCCUUUUUUUAUUUUUUAUUUUAAUUUUGCCAUUUUCGACCAAUAAAACCACCUGUAAUAGAAUAAAUGUAAAGUAGAGCUGUUUAAUGUCACACUGUGGAACAUCGCAGGCAGAUCAAUGACAUCUCCAUAGAAACGAGCAGGUGAUGGACCCCAACUGAAAAUGUACACAAUACAUAUUUAAACAGAUUAAAAUGUGUUUCUCUGCAUCUAAUUACCUCCUCCAAGGAGGUUAUGUUUUUGCCGGCGUUUGUCUGUUUGUUUGUUUGUUUGUUUGGCUUUUAGCAACAUAACUCAAAAAGUUAUGGACCGAUUUUGAUGAAAUUUUCAGGAUUUGUUGGAAAUGUGAAAAGGAAGAACUGAUUUCAUUUUGAGGGUGAUCCGGAAGAAAUCCUGGAUUCUGGAUCACUUUGAAAUUUUAGUUAACAUUGUGGUAAAUGGGGCCAAAAAUUUUGUUUCUCAAUAUCUUGGUUAAUUAUUGACCAAACCCCAUGAAAUUUGACUCAGGGAUGGACAAUG